This is a messenger RNA of Pyricularia grisea, 138 nucleotides long. RefSeq lists its product as uncharacterized. NCBI's taxonomy places the organism in Eukaryota, Fungi, Ascomycota, Sordariomycetes, Magnaporthales, Pyriculariaceae. The record is from RefSeq and is a predicted model, not a curated record. The transcript has a single exon. The coding region runs from base 1 to 138 and encodes 45 amino acids.
AUGGCGCUCCCUACCCCGAACAAUGACGGCGCCGCGGAAAGCGUUUUUGAACGCUCUCUUGACGGCCCUUCGCGGUUGGCUCCCCGCAAACCCCGUCACGAUUCAUUGGCUUGUAAAGACGGUGAUGACAAAAAAUAG